Molecule: messenger RNA, 231 nt
Organism: Paramecium pentaurelia
Lineage: Eukaryota; Ciliophora; Oligohymenophorea; Peniculida; Parameciidae
Source: the annotation of a GenBank genome assembly
AUGGAUAAUUCAGAGUAGGAAAGAAGAAGAAUUGAGAGAAAAUUGAAAUACAAAAUGCCUGUUACAUUUAGAUGGGGUGCUCUUCUUGGAUUAUUUGGAGGUAUCAUACAUGGAGGUCUCAGUGGAGGAAGAACAUUUUAUGCAUUCUCUCAUAGUGUUGGUGGAGCACUAGUGAUUGGUUUAGGACUAUGUUAUCAUGAUUUUUAUUUAUAUGCCAGAACAUAUUGGUGA